AUGUCAUCAGAAAAAAAGAUUCAGAAGAAUGCUCCGCUGCCACUGCCGUGGACUGUUGGCAUUGCCGGCUUUUCUGGCAUGCUUGGGUGGGUCUUCACGCACCCAUUUGAGAUGUGGAAGAAUACCGUAAUGAUGGCACCUGCCGGCACUUCGCAGAUGGAAUGCUUGCGACAGGUACAAGAACGAGGUGCCUUCAAGGGGCUAUCGGCAGGUCUUCUCCGUCAGGUGGUGUAUGCCCCUGCACGUCUCGGUUGUUACCCUAUUUUUCGCGAUGCCAUCAUGUCUGUGAAGGGCGCUGGGUCGGAUGCAUCCCCAACAGUUGCGGAUCGAGCAAUUGCUGGAGCUGUUUCCGGGGCGUUUGCGAGCUUUUUGAGUUCUCCAGUUGAAGUGUGCCUUGUGCUGCAGACAACAAGUCCGACAAAGCUUUCAAUCAACGGUGCAGCAGCGCAGGUGUACGGGGCGAACGGCAUUGCUGGAUAUUGGCGCGGAAUUGGAGCUCUUGCCUCGCGUGCAGCCCUUGUGGGUGUGUGCCAGGUGGCUGUCCACGACCAGGUGCUUACUUUUCUGCGUCGCCAAAACAAACAACAAGCUGAGCGGAAGCGUGUUACCCCGUACAGUGACAACAUUGUUGUGAAUGCGGCCAGCAUUUGUACGGCCCUCUUCUACGCCUUCUGUACAAUGCCGGUUGAGAUGGCACGUGUACGCAUGUCGUCUGAGGCUCGCAAAGGCAAAACGCCCGAAGGGCAAGUCGCCAAAGUGAAGUAUACGAAUGUUGUACAAGCCAUUUCCCGCAUUGCCCGUGAGGAGGGCGUGUUGGCAAUGUAUGACUCCUUUGUUCCGUACUUCUGCCGAUGUGCGACACACACAGUGGCGUGUUUUUUUGUGAUUGAGUACUUGACACGGAAUGUAAAGGCAUGGCGCGCCUCCGAGUAG
Messenger RNA from Trypanosoma rangeli, 933 nucleotides. RefSeq names its product putative mitochondrial carrier protein. The transcript has a single exon. Gene Ontology annotation, molecular function: oxaloacetate transmembrane transporter activity; antiporter activity; thiosulfate transmembrane transporter activity. The record is from RefSeq and is a predicted model, not a curated record. Gene Ontology annotation, biological process: succinate transmembrane transport; malate transmembrane transport; thiosulfate transport. The coding region runs from base 1 to 933 and encodes 310 amino acids. Lineage: Eukaryota; Euglenozoa; Kinetoplastea; Trypanosomatida; Trypanosomatidae.